GAGUGCUCUGAUUGGCUGGUUCGAACACCGCUGCCCACAAACACUGAGUAGCGGAGAACAUGACUAACCCCUGUACUAACUGGCGUACUAAUUCAAGAUUUCCGCAAGGAAAAACGCUAUAAAGCAACACAGACUGCCCACAUUUAUGGUUGAACACUCUUAUCUCUUCAGUAUUGCCGAAUGAAGAAGUGAAUCUGUCAUCGCAGUCAUGGAUGUCCAGACUGGCAUCCAGGUAUGGUUUGGUGAGAAGUUUGAUGCCCCUUUGCUGUGCCCCCGCAGCCCUCACAGCCCGUUGGCACAGCGUCACGGCCCCGGCCUUGCAGACGUCUUUCAGUAUGAUCAGUGGCUGGCAGUGCGACAUGAGGCCACCCUAGUGCCCAUGCAGGAGGAUCUGGCCAUCUGGCUCACCGGCAUGCUGGGAGAGGAGGUGAGAGCAGAGUUUUUCAUGGAGGAGCUGAAUAAUGGCGUGAAGCUCUGUCAUCUUAUUGGUGUUUUGCAGACUAAGAUUGCCCAGAACUGCCCCUCCACACUCAGCAAGCUGUUCCCCACAAGGAAGGUUGCAUGUAAGCAGGACGCCUCACCGGGUUCCUUCUUUGCCCGCGACAACACAGCCAACUUCCUGGCCUGGUGUCGACACAUAGGUGUGGAAGAGACUUAUCUGUUUGAGUCAGACGGCCUCGUGCUACACAGAGAGCCUCGGCAGGUUUGUCUCUGUCUACUGCAGAUCGGCCGCAUCGUCUCUAAGUAUGGUGUGGAACCUCCUGUACUCGUGAAGCUGGAGAAGGAAAUCGAGCUUGAGGAGACUCUGCUGAUGACACAGGAGCCCCCUCUGGCCGUCAAAACCUUCAGCGUGUGCUGUCAGCAUGGCGGCCUCUACCAGCCUGGAGAGCACAGCAUGAAUGACCCGCCCUGCAACUGCUCCAACAGAGUUUCCAUUGAGUACCUGUCUGAGGGGCGCUACAGGCUGGGAGACAAGACCAUCUUUAUUCGGAUGCUUCAUGGUAAACAUGUGAUGGUGCGUGUGGGUGGGGGCUGGGACACUCUGCGUGGUUUCCUGAUGAAAUACGACCCUCUGCGAGUGCUGCAGUUCACCACUCUGGAGCAGAAGAUCCUGGCCUUUCAGAAAGGUCCUCCCAGCCUGGGAGGUUACCAUGGCAAUGCAGCUCCACCUCUCCCUCCUGACAUGGACCCCCUUGCAGCUGUCAGCAACCUCAUCUCCUCCUCAUCCUCUUCUUCCUCCUCCACCUCAUCGUCUUCCUCUCUCUCUGGCUCAGCCUUUAAGCAGACGUCUGUGACCGCUGCAGGUCAGAUGGGUAAGUCAUACACCGACUCUCCAGCCUGCACACCCAAGCUGCCCAGGAAAGGUCCCACCACAGCACCCAAGAAGAACCUCCAGACACCUUGCUCCCCCAGGAAGCCCACCCAGCUGCCCCUGCUCAUCACCAUCAAAGGUUCCUCGUCUUUACCCUCCACACCUGUAGGAAGCUCCUCCAAACUGUCUCCCAGCUCAGGGUGUCAGGGUGCAAAGGUCCAUUGCAGAGCUCUGACUCCAUCAGCAGCUCCAUCACCUGUCACUGCAAAUCCAAGCCCCGCCUCCAAACUGAAGCUCAGACCGUCACCAUGCGUUGCCACCUCUCAGCCCAGGAGCCCUGUCUGCCCCGAGCCAUCCUCCAAAUGCCCGAAACCAUCCAGUCCCUGCAACUCUCCCAUUGCUACUCUGCCUUGCCCCAUCAUCGAACCAGUACGGGCAUCCAACUGGCCCCCGUCAUGUGCCAGCCAGCGCUGUCGCCUUGCACAGCGCCGCCCUGGCUCCCCAGCCUCACGCCUUCAUCUAGAGGCAGCAAGGCGAGCGCGGACAGCCUCACGAGCUGCAGUUGUAAAAACUCCAAGAGCAGCAACUCCACAGUCCCAAGCCUCCACUCCCAGCUCAGGGAUAGCCUCCUCAACGCUGCCAAAACCUGCUUGCUCCCUGCCAAAAGGCAGAGAGGCCACAGCCAAAGCAAAGGGGCCAGCCCCGACCAAGGCUGCUGCCCCUCCACGAGAUACCAAUGCUGUCCCUGGGCGGGUCCCAGUGGGCAACAUGGGCCCCUCUCCCGCCAGCAAAGCCGAUCAGAAAACACCAACCACAGUACAGAUAGUGCAGCACAAACAAGCAGCCACGAGUAACCCCGUCAACAGAAAGUCAAUUCUAAAGCCUGUACCAACUCCAGGACAACCCCUGGCCCCUCAGAGAUCCAGCCCCAACGUCAAAGCUGUUAAAACCGACUCCAACGUCAGCAAUAAGACAUCACAAUGCAAGGGCAAAAGAGAGGACCCUUAUUUUGAAAUGAAUAGGAAGAGGAGGCAGAAGACGUAACUGGGCGGUCUCAGAAGACUUUGCCAAAACCAGCAGGCUGAUGAGCGCUUGUUAUCACAAACCAGCACUUGCUGGAGCUCAGACUCUUCAAACAGAUAAAUGUUGUCACUAAUCCUCAUUAAAAAGCUUCUCAUUUUUGACCAUUUUUUGUUCUGCAAAUUUAUUUUUGUUUGUUGAUUUUUGUGUUAUUUAAUAUUCUUUUUUAUUUUAAUCUAAAAGGGGCAAAGAUGUCAUGUUGUUUGUUUUGUCUUUGUGAUGAGUUUUAAGAGUUCAGCUCCAUGUACCCAAUUAACACUAAAACUGGCACAAUGUUUACAUUUCCACCGCCAUUACAUGUUCAGCCAUUACAAGUUAUGUCUGAACUGACUUUUAAGGAACAAAGAGUGGAAUUUUUAAGAAAACUCUUUUUUUAAAUCUUAACCCCAAGGUCUUUUAGCUCAACAAGAGGUCACAGGACAUAGCCAAGAC
Xiphias gladius (swordfish) is the source of this 2824-nucleotide messenger RNA. RefSeq names its product growth arrest-specific 2 like 3 (gene gas2l3). The record is from RefSeq and is a predicted model, not a curated record. Gene Ontology annotation, molecular function: cytoskeletal adaptor activity; microtubule binding; actin filament binding. Bases 209 to 2356 code for a protein of 715 amino acids. Gene Ontology annotation, biological process: actin crosslink formation. Lineage: Eukaryota; Metazoa; Chordata; Actinopteri; Istiophoriformes; Xiphiidae. Gene Ontology annotation, cellular component: actin filament. The transcript has 9 exons.